AGUUUAUGUAUGGACUUCAACAAAAAUGUUAUUGUGUAUGACGGUAGCAGUGUAAAUUUUAAUCACUUUGCCUUGCGAAUUUCUUCUAAAUGGAAAAAAUUCCAUAUAUCCAGGGGAAAUUUUUCACUUAUUUUUUCACUAGAAACUCUGAAAACAAAUAGUAAAAACCAAAAACAACAAAUUUACUAUGAAUUUAAUUUGGCUAAUGCCUUUUCGUGAAAAACUUUAUUAAUUUGCGAAAAAAGUUCACAAAAUAUACAAUGGAACAAAAGAAAUGUGCUGAUAUACCUAUAAUAUGUAAUGCAGCCACAUCAUCCUUUCAAAGAAAAAUGGAAAAUUGGAGAAAAAAUGUUAUAGUGGUCACUCCCAAAGACCCAGAGUUUGUAAUUUAUCGUCAUGAAACGGGAAUAUAUCCACAAAAUCUUUUUAGUGAAUCUACAAUAGUUCAGCCCACAAUGCAAGUUCCUGUGAUUAAAUCAGUUUCAUGCUCUAUGUCCACACAAACGAAUACACGACUCUGUGGUUCUGUACAGAUUUCAGAUAUCACGGAGGAAUAUCGUUUAAAUUGUUUCUAUUGUACAGAAACAUUUCUCUUACAUAAUUGGUCCAAAUUUGUUAAACAUAUGAAAGACAAACAUUUCGCACAAGAAGAAGCUUUUAAAAUGUCUAAAUAUCUUUCACAGGACCAUGACUAUACCUCCAUAGAAACUCCUUUAGCAGAGCCAGUUAAACCUGUAAUAACCUUAAACAUGGUUACUAAUCCUAUUUUAGAAGUACCUAAUCCACCUGCGCCGGUUUUCAAAGAACCCAUUUUAACGAAACCCUUAUUAAACAAACCACAGAAGACUGCAAGCGUUUCUAAGAAAUUAAAUUCACCGCCACCUUUAUAUGCUAAACCCGCACAGCCGAUUGAGAAGAAACCAUUUAAUAUAAGUUUAGCUGAUAAGCUUAUUAAUCUUUUGAAUGAAACCGUUUUGAAUCCCAUUUUUAUGCAAACAGAAGAGGAUAACAUUGUAAUUAUUAAAAAUACUGGCUCCAGUAAUAUAGAAACAAGUAGUUUUUUAAAGAAUUUUAUGAAUUGCGAUACUCCAAAGCCUAAAAAGGCGCCAGAGACCAGUAAAAUAAAUACUUCUGCAACUGCACCAUAUACGUCAAACAGACAUACGCGUCCCAUUUAUACUUUAAACUAUGGCCAACAGAAUGUUCCAUCAAGGAGACCAUCGUUUUCUGGCAACUUUUUACCGCCAACACUAUUGAAAAAUACCAAAUUACAAAAAAGAGUUGCUAAACGGACUUUGAAAGAAAUAAAUGCAUUUGAAAAGGUUUAUAAAACAGUGAAAACAAGACCUCCGAAGGUUCUCGGCUCAGGUGUACUUAUUUUAGAUGAUCUAAUUAAUACUAACAAAGCUAAUGAACGGCAAACAUUAAACCAAACUCCAUUAAGUCGUUGUCUCAGGAGAACGGAAAGCAUGGUAACAGAACCUGACAAUAGAAACUUUUCUUUAGAAAGUGCCAAACAAAAGCCCAUAGAGCUUGUUUUUGAGUUUACACCCGAGGAUAUAAUUGUUUCACUGCUGGAGUAUAUAAAAGAUCAUCCAGUUUUAUGGGAAUUUCAUAACCAACCAUUCAAUAAAAUGUAUAACAAAGCCAUCGAAGAAAUAUGUACGGCAAUUAACAGCAAAUGGUCACUAAAUAUAACUCCUUUGAAAAUGAGACGCAGUAUUAAUCGAAUAUUAAGAUUUUAUCGUUUAAUGCUGCCUAGAGAAAGUAUUGAUCAUUUUGAGGAAUAUUUCAAUAAAUGUGCCCUAUUUUUACCAACUUCUAUAGAUAAAAUUCCGCGUGCUCGUUGUGACUACUGUGCUGUAUGUUACGAAACAGAUAGCGAGCUGCGAAAACAUUUAAUCGAGAAACACAAAUCUUUAAAAUGGCCUUACAAAUGUCAGCAGUGCCGCGAACGUUUUAGAGAACGUGAUGAAUACGAGUUACACAAACACCUGCCACACUAUGAGGAAAUUAUUAAAUGUGAACAAUGCCAUAAGAGAUUUAAUCGCCGUAAUUUAUACAAUAAACAUAUAAGUUCACACGAACAAACCCUACUGCGGCGUUUAGAAAGAACGUUAAAUAAUCAAAAACCUGUAAAGGUAUUCCAUGCCUGCAAAUUUUGUAGCAAGACAUUUUCAAACAGCGAAUAUUUAAAUCGUCAUGAACUCAUUCAUACUAGGCGUUUCAAUUGCAAUCUCUGUUUCAAGACUUUCAGUUUAAAAUCUACCCUGAAGGAACAUUUAAGGAGACAUAGUCAAACAUUAGACUAUAUGUGUGAAGUGUGCGGGAAGGGCUUUAUCCGUAAAUCAAGCCUCAGAGAACACAUGGAUACACAUACUGGCGAAAAAAUUACCUGCAACAUUUGCAAUUUAAGAUUAAGAAAAUGUAGUUUACCCCGACAUUUGCGCCUUGUGCAUGUUGCCACUGAAGGCACCAUUGAAAGUACAUUUCGUUCGAGAUGUUAUCAAUACAAAAAAUAUUUAUAUCCUACUCGUCAAGGAAUCAAAAGAGUGGAAAAUUUACCACGUCAAUAUGUAUGUAAAAUCUGUAAAAUUUCAUUCGACCGUCUUAAACUGCUCAAAGAUCACAAUAAAGAAUUUCACACAGAUGUUCACAAAACUCCGUGUAAAAUUUGUAAUUUCGAAUUUAAAUAUAUUCCUAAUCUCAAGCGACAUUAUAAAUAUAAGCAUAAUCUACACAAGUAUCAAAUUUUUAAGUUAGUCGAUCAGAAUGAAGAUUUAAAUACUGUGUUGGCAAUGAAUGAAGAAGAGUUAGAGAAAAUUACGCACGCAGAAUUGGUGGCAAAAUUAACUAUAGAGCAAUCUAAGGCGAAAAACUAUGUUUCUACAAACGAUAAGAAUUACUUUGAACCGGAAAGAAUGAACAGUAAUAAGAUACAGGAUGAAAUAAUGAAAGCUGUGGAAAGUAUAGAUCAGCAGGAUAUUAAAAUUGAUGAUGAUCAUUCAAUGAAUGAGUUUUUUACGGAUCUCCUGAAGCAGUAAAAUAAAAUAACAGUGGCCGGUUCCAUUUAAAUAUUUUGUGUGUGAAACUAACUGUAUUUGUUGUAAAUAAAAAUAAAUGGCUUUUAUUUAACACGUUUAAAGUUUUCAAAGAUUUUCUAUGGAAAACUUACAGUAAUUUUUUCAAACUUAGAAUUGACGAUUUAUGUAUUUCCAAUAAAUUUUUAAUUACAA
This is a messenger RNA of Lucilia sericata (common green bottle fly), 3236 nucleotides long. RefSeq lists its product as uncharacterized. Lineage: Eukaryota; Metazoa; Arthropoda; Insecta; Diptera; Calliphoridae. The coding region runs from base 261 to 3044 and encodes 927 amino acids. The transcript has 5 exons. Gene Ontology annotation, cellular component: nucleus. The record is from RefSeq and is a predicted model, not a curated record.